UACUUGAAAUUUUCGCAAUAUAAUUCUGUAUGAUUGAUUAAUUUCUCUGUCCAUAUGGUACAACACAAUAUAGAUAUUGCUUUGGAUUUAGUCAAGUGUUGUCCAAGUUUGGUUGUUGCUAAAGACAGAAAUGGUUACUCCCCUUUUUAUGCACUGGCUUGUAUGCCUGAUUAUUUCCUAAGUGGAAAUCGGCUCGUAUUUUGGAAACGAUGGAUCUAUUCCGGUAUUCAUAUUCAAUCGGGUGGUCCCAUCAAUGAUAUUCGUUUGAACAUUCAAAAACCUGCGAGAAACAGAAACCAAAGCAAUGGUAAAGAAAUUAUUGGAUCAGGGAUAUAUUCAUUGAGCCAGCUAGUUUCAAAACUCCAAACUCUCUUGGGAAUCGAGCAUCUAUAUGAAAUGAAGUUGGCCUAUUUCCUAUCCCGUGAACUCCUCAGUCAAAUGAAGGACCAGAUAUUGAUUUCAAAUACUCAACAAAGAACGACUGGUGCGGUUUAUGACGCCAUCCUCCGUGCAAUCAAGGAAGGGAUUUUUGAGUUUGUUUUUGAUAUUGUGAAAGCGGAUCCACAACUUGUGUGGAGCAAGGAUGAAAAAUCCACCAGCAUUUUUUCGGUUGCAGUCCAAUAUCGUCAUGCCAAAAUCUUUAGCCUUAUCUAUGGUCUUGAUAUUAAAAGCACUUUGACAAGUUCUGCAGAUGUCUUCUACAGCAAUAACUUAUUACAUAUGGCAGGGAUGUUAGCACCUUCUACUUCACUUAAUGACAUCCCAGGUGCAGCUUUGCAGAUGCAAAGAGAACUACAAUGGUUUAAGGAGGUGGAGAGCAUUGUCCCUCCCAGGGUUCAUGUAAAAAUAAACAAAGAGAGUUUGACUCCCCGAGAAUUAUUUACAAAGAACCACAAGGACAUGAGGAAAGACGGAGAGCAAUGGAUGAAGGGCACAGCAUCUUCUUGUACUGUGGUGGGUGCUCUCAUUGUUACCAUUAUGUUUGCUGCAGUAUUUACCGUUCCAGGUGGUAGCGACCGAACUAAAGGCUUCCCAAUCUUCUUAAAUGAAAAAUUGUUUAUGGUCUUUAUAGUAUCCGAUGUCCUCUCACUCUUUUCUUCCUCAACUUCAGUCUUGAUGUUUUUGGGAAUCCUCACAUCUCGUUAUGCAGAAGAUGAUUUUCUUGAGUCCUUGCCUAGAAAGAUGAUAAUAGGCCUUUCUACCCUUUUCUUCUCUAUUGCAGCCAUGAUGACAGCCUUUUCUGCUGCUCUCUUUCUUAUGCUACAUGAACAAUCAUGGAUUUUCAAACCUGUUAUUUGCUUGGCUAGUAUUCCUAUCACCCUCUUUGUAUUGAUGCAAUUCCCUCUUCUUGUUGCCAUGGCCAAUUCAACUUACGGACCUAGCAUCUUUCAUAGGAAAAUGAAGCGUUGGUUUUAACAUAUUCAUCAAUUGUGCCAUAUGAUGUACUGAUGUCCUGUUAAUAAUUGGCAUAUACCAACCAAAGAUGAAGUUUUUCUUUCAUUUUUCUUUUUUUCUUGGAAGGUAACUGUUGAUGUUUAGCUCCAAUUGCAUAACUUUUUUAUUUUUUUGGUUUUGGACAUAUUAUAAGUCCAUUAUAUAAAUCAUGCAUCUAUGUUGCUAUUCUUUGACAUUUAUUCUUUUAGUUACUUUGGGGAAGGAUAGAAUAAUGCCUAAUAUUUCAAUAGAUUACCCCCUCAACAUUAGGACUUUACCUAGGUUACAAGGUUAUCAAUGUCCAUCA
Messenger RNA from Quercus robur (English oak), 1741 nucleotides. RefSeq names its product ankyrin repeat-containing protein ITN1-like. The record is from RefSeq and is a predicted model, not a curated record. Bases 55 to 1416 code for a protein of 453 amino acids. NCBI's taxonomy places the organism in Eukaryota, Viridiplantae, Streptophyta, Magnoliopsida, Fagales, Fagaceae. The transcript is spliced from 5 exons.